This is a messenger RNA of Odontomachus brunneus, 10516 nucleotides long. RefSeq names its product protein lethal(2)essential for life (gene l(2)efl). Bases 9723 to 10352 code for a protein of 209 amino acids. The transcript has 3 exons. Gene Ontology annotation, molecular function: protein folding chaperone. The record is from RefSeq and is a predicted model, not a curated record. Lineage: Eukaryota; Metazoa; Arthropoda; Insecta; Hymenoptera; Formicidae. Gene Ontology annotation, biological process: response to heat; protein refolding.
UGUAUAAGUAUCUCGAGAUAAUUUUAUUUAUGUGAUAUCCAUUUUCUCUGUAAUUUUUACUGUGAUUAUUAUUUUAACACUGUUUUCUUUUAUAAUUCCAUGACAAUAUUGUAAUGUGAUCUGAGAUGAAAAAACGAAUGUCGAGAAUACUUGAAUAUUUUUAAUUUUAAUAUUAAUUUUAAUCUUAUGUUCGUUUACUAAUAUGCAAUCUCAUGAUUUGUAUGUCUCACAGGAACAGGGUAUAUCCACUUUACAGGACGUCGAAAAGAUACAACAACAUCCCGACCUGCAAAUACCGCGAUUACCACGGUGAAAUGGAAGCGUGCCAUUUUAUCUUACGCCUCAUUGUGCAUUUAUACACAAUGUUGCGGUUAUCGCAAAGAGGCAUAUGUAUAGUAUUCGUGUAUUUAAAUAUAGAAUAGCGACGUCAUGUGCUUUUGAAUAGUUUCUGAAGAAAAACAUAAAUAUGCACACAAAUACACACACACACACACACACACACACACACACAUAUAUGUAACUUGCUGCUUCAUUAUAUAUUAGGAUAUAUUAUAUAUUAUUUUUAUUUAUAAAUAUAUCUUCAUUUUCUCUGAAUGACUCUCAUCAUGUUGCUACUUUAAGUACGUGACGCACAUCAGCAAGACACAUAUAGCAUAAAGUCAGAAAUAUCUUUGCAGCUUUCGCCACUACGUUAUUGCGAACGAAAUAUUCGCUGCGGCUUCGAUGCGUGUUAGUUAAUUUAAUUUGUACAUCUGAGAGCAGCUAUUGAAUAAAUGAAAAUCAUCAAAAGAUAUCGACUUGAUCUCUAAUCUCCUUUAGCCAGAACUCAAUUUCGUUCAAUUUUGAUGUCGAGCUUCUAUGACAAUGGACUACUUAUAUACGGGAGGAUUGGUAUAACAUUAAAUCGAAAAGAAGACUUAUAUUAAUAUAUAUGUAUAUAUAUAUAUAUAUAUAUAUAUAUAUAUACAUAUAUUUAUAUAUAUAUAUACGUAGAAUUCCACUUUAUUGUUUCUCUUAGCCAAGAAAUGGCAUCGGGCCUAUUUCUAUGCGCUGCAUGAAUACAAAAUUAAAUAGAACCGAGUAAGUAUAAGUAAGUAUAAGUAAAUAUAAGCCGUAUCCAGAUGGAAUUUCGUGUAAUUUCGAUCAAACGAAGCGUAUAUAGAUACGAUCAUACGAAAUACAAAGUCCUUUUUGCUUCUUUUUACGCUGAUACAUGAAGUACGCACUCGCUCUCUCAACCUAAGGACUGCCCUGACACAAGUUGCAUCUGUUGCAUCUAAAGACGAUAAUUAUGUUUAUGCUGUUAUAAACCAAAAGAUCGGUAUAACAUCAAUGAUCCAUCGAGUUACAAGUAUCACGUUAAGAGGAUGCCAAAGUGGACGACGAGCUCCAAAAAUGUCGACAACGUAUGGACAAUCAUUUAAACGUCAUGUCAGAUAAGUAUUAACAUGAUCACGCUACUCUUUUUUGUCGUUCUUGUACAUAUAGGUUUUGUAUACACGUGUGCUGCUUUGUUUUAUCUUAUUCAGCAGGAAUCAUAAACACGUACAUAUAUAAAUAUUUUUCUGCAAACUUUCCGUAUAUUUAGACGUUUCUAAAUUUGAUUGCAAAUGUACAACAAUGUUCUUUGAAAUUUUUCUGAGCGGAGCAAAUAUACGUUUGGCAUGUGCAAUCUUCACAACUUUUGCAUAAGACAAAUAUUUACUGACAAACAGUUAACUGACAACUCGAGACGUCAAUUUUAUAAUUUUUCAUCAUUUUCUCAUAUUGAGUUAAUACACCAGUUAAUUUUAGCACGUACACCAGUUAAUUUUAGCACGUACUUUUACUGUGUAAAAGCAUUUGUAAUUCUGCGUAACCAAUACGACGUAAACUUUGCAGAAAAAGAUUAGUGAAGUUUUCAAGUGUGGCAUCCCCUUAACGGAUGGUUACUAAGUCACAUUCAUUGUAAAGAUUUUUACGAAUGCUGCUGAUGUGUGUGCACACACACACACAUCGUACAAGUUUCACAUCAUAAUUCUCUCUACAUACACACGAUUAAUCAUGGCCGUUUUAUCCAGUAUCAACACAUUUAAUUCUUCAGUAACGACACAUUUAAUUCUUAUUUCUAGACGAAAAAACCAUUAUAAUCGAGUUACUUUUAAAAUUUAUCCGCAGCUUGACACACGGCGUGCACCCGAACACGUAAAUGCCAGUGCCGUAGUAAACACAUAGAACAUUUCACACGUAAUAUUUUCGAUUAUAGUCUUAACCCUCGUUUAAUUAAUAACGGUUCCAGCAACUGCACGGAUUACAGAUCAGCUCCGAUUCAGACACUGUCCGACGAGGAUUAAGGAUUAAUGUUAUUAUACUCGACCAAUUAUUGUUAUUGGCCGAUUGAGCCAAUAGCGAUUGGAUAGGGGUAACUUAAUUAUGAGCUUAUUGUUACUAUUAUAAUGCCACAUAAUAUGAUUCGUUCGAUGGUCUAGGAAUUAAUGCUUAAUGCUUAAAAUUAAAUUACUCGCGUUUUCGAUAUACCUGCCACAAGUGCUCUGACGAAUGUGUGAAUUUAUUGUUUUAUUUUUAAGUGCUUCUGCCUAAUCGCGAAUAAAUAAUUUUCCUUCGCUUUCGGCUAGAAAAUUUCGCAUUUGGAUAUCGAUAAACAUUUGCUUUUAAAUCUGAGACUUUUCGAUUUCAAAUUAAUCGGUUAUAUUUUAAUAACGGUUAUCUAUGCCAGGUUGUCGUAAUAUUGCGAGAAGUUUUCGUUUAUUAAGUUAAUUUAAAAAAUUAAUUUGAUUUUUGAGGUAAAUUUGAGUUCACUUUUGCAUUCAAUGAAAACGGAUUAUUCAUCAACCGGGUGAUCGUCGUGAAGGUUUUAUUUUUUACAACAGUAUAUAAUACACACCAGACUUUAUUAGCAUUAUUACUUGCAUUACGUGUAUUUAACGUUAUUUAUUGAAAGAAGAAUUUGAAUCAUAUUUUCUCUGACCGACCCAAUAACUAAAGAUUUACUCACUUUACGGAGACGCGAGUGCUCUGUACGAAUUAUUCAUUGUUGGUGACCAGUAGCGUAUUUUUAGACGAAACGUGAAUCAAGAUCUAUUUCGUAUUUGAGAUUGUUUCAUUAGCACUUGCUGCCAGUCGAUAGAAUUCGCGAAGUAAUGCCAGUAGCCUAGUGUGCAAUACCUUUCCUUAAUUUUUAUCAUAUCCUUAAUAGUUAUCCUUAAUUAGUAUAUAUUGAUAAUACGUACAUCCUAAGUUUCUUCCUUUUCGUCUUCUUUUCUUUUUUUCUUUUUUUUUAGGUGACGUGCACGUCAUUUUUUGCAAUUUUUAUUUUUUAUCUGGUUAACAUGCUUCUCAUUAUCGACUAUUUUCAUAGAAGGACAAGCAUCGUCUUGAAAAAAAAUGUACCGAAACUUAAAAGAUGGGACAAUGUCUCGAAAAGUCAUAAUAUCGAAAUGCGAAGAUAAUAUCCCGAAUAUAGAAAAUGAAAAAGAUCUAAUAAGUAUGGGUACACACAUAUACGCGCGUAUACACACACACACAAUAUAUAUAUUUCCCAUAAUUUGAGAAGAUUGUAUUUCGGGAUAUUCAGAUAUUCGGGAUUUCUUCGAGAUAUUCAGAUAUUUCGUUAUUAUAACUUUUUAGGAAAUUGCCCUAGUUUCCGAAUUUCGAAAUUUUGAUUUUUCGGGAUAAUGUAUGUCCUUCUAUCUAUAGAGAUAUAGCAUAUAGGAUUGCAUACCAUUUAGUUAAUUCGCCAUUUCUUUGAUUGUUGUUGUCGUCUAUUGAUUGUUGUUCACUGUUAACAGAUUUAAAUCACACGAUGCGUGAUGCACAUGCGAAAUUGAUUAUAUAUUUUGCAACAUAGAACAGCGCCUGGAAGAGCGCAGGCAAAUUGUACUCGCGCGCAAAUAUCAAUGAAAAUGAUAGAAUCUAAAAAGUUCAAAAAUGCUAUGUGACGGCUUUAUCAGAUACACCAUGUAAAACGUCGUUAAUUAUCGCGCCUAAUCAACACCAGCGUUAACUUUUUUCGUGUAUAUAUAUGUAUGUGCGUAUGUGUGUUUUCGUGUAUGUAUGUGUUAAACGAAAAAGAAGCGAAACGAAAGAAACGUAUCUUAAACCUCGUCUACAUAGUUUGUAGAACGCAAAGCGCAGAUCGUAAACGCAGAUACAAGAUGACAAGUAUCAAUUCACGCAAAGUACAUGUAGUCGCACUCGCGUAUCACGUGACAAAUUGAUUCAACUCGAAUUGAUUCACUUUCUGUGAAUGCGUUGCUUUUGCGACUAUGUCUUACUUGCAUUAACCAAAAUACAGAAGAAAAGACUUCGAAAAGAGUGUGAGGUUAUUGUCCUUGUAACCAGAACAAACCGAGUCUAUUUUGUGGUUAGUAAGUUUGCCUGUUACAUUGAUAAAUAUGAGCGCAUGUAUAUAUUGGACCUCUGAAAGAACACGCCAAUUAAUUAUGUCGGUAUCUCCACAAUGAAAAUUUCGAAGAGAUCGAUAGGUACAAAUAUGAUCUCUUAUAUGCGCGUGUGCCACUUUUACGUUCAAUGUAGACACUCAUCUUGCGACGUGAUUUGCGAACUACGAAUACACAGUUUUACGUAUUUUUCACGUCUGCGGCUUGCGACUUACGAGCUAUGUAGACGGGAUUUUAAGAGAGAAACGCGUAUAAUCCGAUAUCCUAAAAUAACGCGCGUGGGUGAACCCCGCAUUAAGACGCUCUCAGCACACCGUGUUCUGAAAUUUUCGGUAACUCGAGUCAGCGAUAUAUUUCUUGAAGAGAUCGAAAGUUUCAUCCAUGCGUGGAUUUUUAUUAACAAUAUAAUCGGAAUAUGUCAUGCGUUUGUGAUAGUGCUUGUGAACAAGCCAAGUGCCUGCCAAAGGCAGAUCGUCGCGACUGACUGAUAAUGAUAUACUUUUACCUCAACAAAUUAUAUGUGUUUUUUUGAGUUGUUUACGGUUAGAUUAUUAUGUUAGGCUAGAUUCUUAUUUAUUAUAAGCUAGUUAUUAGAUUAUUAUUAGAUUCGGUUCUUAAGUUAGUUCCAGCCAUGUUCGGUCAUGAGCGAAACGCUUCAGGAUAAUACGCUUCGUUGAUGUUUCGUUCGGUGAAUGCGACAUCUUAAUGCUUUGAUUCGGUAAGAAUGGUGCAGAUCGAAAUGCAGGAUAUAAUUCGUGAUAUCCUCUACCGCGAAUACAGCCAAGUCAAUUUCGAUAGCUAAAAUCGCGUUCGUGUGCAAGUCGGUAUAUUUUUGGGCAAGAAGUCAGUGAACGUCACGUGACAUUGUAGGAGCACGCCUCCAUACUGCGGCGUCGGGACGCCUUCGCGGACAUUCAGGAAUAUGACGACGACGUCGGCUAUUUAAGAUGGACCGACGGCUCGCGCCAAGUCAGAAGUCGAGUCGACUUUGGAAUCAUCCGGUGACCUACGAGCGACGACGAGUUCUUACGCUCCACGUGAAAAAGUACGGUAGCACUGUUCGAUAUUUUUUCGCGAGUAUAUGUAUGUGUAUGUGUGCGUGCGCAUAUGUUAUGUGUUGGUGUAUGCGCGUUUCCAAGUAAUACAAAGUAAGAUUUCUUUUGUUAACCUGCCGUGUCCUCCACCCCCAAUAAACCCUAUAUAUUAUGACCGCUAUUAUCUGCUAUUAUCCGCUUCAUUUAUUUUAAUUUACGAUUAGUUUUAGGAUUACUUAAUUUACGUUCAUAUUUCUUUAUGGUUGUUGUAGAGUAGAGUGAGCUUAUAGGUACGUUUCUUUGUGCGACAUAAUCUUAAACUAACGGUCCUUAUGUCCUCGCCCUCAAAAAUCUCCCCCCACCCAGCUACCUCUGUAAAUGAUUGUUGUCAAGACUGCGCAUCUAUCAUAGUCGUAAGGGAGAAACUAUGAAAAGGAAUUUUACCACGAGUUGAGUGACGUGUAAUGUGUAAUUUCACCAUAAGUCCUAUUUUCAAUAACGUCGCAAACCGCGCACUUUAUGUGUAUGACAUAAUACGUAGCAGUGGGGGGUCGCGUAUGACUUUAAACUAGUAUCAUAUCGAUAUCUGAUCUCCAUCGUUGUGCCGUUUUGCUUGAUUGGUCUAUACUUAUUCCGCCAUUGAAUACGUUAACCCGAGAGAUUGAAUUUUCGCUUAAUUCUCUACGUAAACGUGUACGGACAAUUUUUAUGAUCUCUGAGAUAUCGAUCGAGCUCUCGCUAUUUUUUAGCUUACGACUAUAAUUAUGCGUUAUUAUGUUCAUUUUCCGCUGUUAGUAUUCGCCAUGUGAAUGAAGAAAAUGAUCUCUAACGCUAUCUCUAUCGAUCCCUUCGAUCGAUCUCUUCGAUCGAUCCCUUUGUGCUGCUUCGCUUCGUACGGAAUCAGUAAAAUCGGACAAAGGUCCUGUUUAUUAAAUAAUCACGUUUACCCAGAUAAUGCCUUUUUAAAUUCGUUCCGUCGCGAAUCGAAGAAAAGGAUCGAAGUGGAAGGCAUUCAUUCGUGAUAUUUCGCACGUGUAACGUGUUCAAUAAAGGGAAAAGUUCUUGCUGAUGUAAAUGACAAGUGCAUAGUCGCCUGUCAACAGACGCGUUCUUAUGCUUCCCUAAAACUAUCACUGAAUGAUGCUCGCGAAUCUAAUGAUUAGUCAAUGGCACAUACGCUCGCUGGAAAUGCGUGUUAAACGGGUAAAUUUCUUAUUGUGUCUUUUAUAAGUCAGUAAAUAUGGAAGGUAUCUAGCCAAUGACCUACUAAAUUCUCAUCCAUUCCGGAAUAGACGAAUCUUUCGUGUCAUCGGAUGACUACUCAUUUAACGUGCUUCGUGUCAUGUAAGCAUGAUGCGUAUGCAUGAUGCAUGUAUAUUAAUAAUAUUGAAAUAUUAAUAGAAUAAAUCUCUGACGGAUUAAUUAAUUACGAUGAAGAGACUUUGAUCAAUUGUACACAUGAACUAACGAGUUAACCGCCUUGGUGCAAAUUAACUUAUGACUUAAAAUUAACGUUUAUAUCCUAGUUUUAUAUUACGUCUUAUGUUUCCCAAAUUGUCGCUCAUGCAUGCCUAUUUCUCGCCCAGGACGUUUAUACUUUAUCCUAACUUCUACAUACCUUUGAUGAGAUAUUUUUUUUUUAAUUUUUUUUUCUUUUUAUAUUAAGAAGGUUCUAGCGUGUAAUUCAAUCAAACAACAGCUAAAUCUAUAAUAUGUAUAUAAUAUAAUGUAUGUAUAUAAUAUAAAAAUCGAUCUAACAAUGCAUAAUUUCAAUGGGGCCUUUAACGUGUUAUUCCCAAGAUAAUUAAUUAUAAACUUUGUAUUUUGCGAUCACAAAUGCGGAAUUCCACAAUUUCCAAUUCUUCCCCGCCCUCCCUUUCCCCAAAAAUUCCAUUUUUUGAUAAAUAUAGAAUACACAUUUACAGAGAGCACUAUAAUCAUUACGUGCAAAGUUAAGGUAAAUGUCCCAAUCAGUGACCAAAUAACUUCUUUCAUCGCAAAAAUAAAGAAAUAUAUAUAAAUUUGUUCAUAAAAAAAUAACAGGUGAUUAUCAUUCAAAUAUCACUCGAUUCAAUUAUCAUCGAAUAUUUAAAUCGUAUAGAAACAUGAAUAUAUCACUACCCAGUAAACAAAAAAUCAUUAAUAGAAUGUCAUUUGCAACGAUAUUUAGUAACAUGUAACAUUUUCUAAUAUGUAGCUUUUAACGUUGCAUCAACUUCGACAAUGUUCGAAAAUGUUCAACAAAUACGUGAAAGAUGUAUAUUUCAAGAUGUUGAUUUAAUGUUCUCCGUUUACUAGGUAGCCUAUUAAUUUUGAUCUUACUUUCAGACUCACUAUUCCAUUCAACACCUACUUUAACGAUAUAGUAUAAGCUGUAGCUAUAGUAAAAAAAGAUAAAAACUAUAGCUCUAGCUAUGGCUAUAGCGAAAAGGGAAAUUUCGAACAUCAUCAGAGUCAAAGUAGGAAUAAUUUGUAUCAUCAGAAUUAAACCUGUCAUGAUAUUUGAACUUUUAUUACGUAGAAUUGAAGAUUCAUAACAUAGGGCCAAAAUUUCGACUCGGGUAUUGACUUAAACAUGGUAAUUUAUAAGCUAUAUUUGUACUAUUGAAUAAAUUCCAGAGGGAUAAGUUGUCAUAUCGUUACGCUCACUCGCGUUCGCAUCUGACUCUGCGUGAAAAAUGAACACGUUUACAAAAUAACGAAGAAUGUUUAAUUGAAUAUUUAUACAACUUGUUUUUUAUUCUGCUUUACUCAAAUUUAAAGCUGAGUAGACACUGAGCGAACAAAUAACGAACGAACUACGAAUGCAAACUUUUGUUUUGUGAUUAAAAAGACGUGUAUGCUUAUUCAAACAGAAUGUUUUGUUCGCAUUCGGAUUGAUUCGCUCAUGACGCGGCCUAUUAAAGGAAAUUUGUGCGCAAAAUGGACGCAAAUGUAUUAUACGUUCGUUGUUUGUUCGUUCGGUAUAUUCAGCUUUACACAAUUGCGAACACGAACACGGUUGAACGUGACUUCACCGAGCACAUACCACGAUGCUUCGACUAGACAUCGGGGCACGAAUGUAACAAUAUUAAUGCUAUUUCUUAACUCUUAAUGAAUAAGAUUUACAAACUACGUGUUCUUUUCAGAAAUAUAAAAAUAGAAAAAUAGGAACGUUUAUAUUAUUUUAUGUAUAUUAUGUUUUAUUCAGAUUAGAGAGAGUGCGGGAACAAAUAAAUAUCCUAGUACUGAUAAGUGAUAUAUAUGAAUUAACUGCAAAAAUUACAUAUCUUGUUACUUUCUCUAUUUAUAAAACAUUCCUUAACCUUCUCUCAACUUUAACACAACAAUUUCAAUCGUUUAAAUUUAAAGUUGAAGAAUUACACAGAUCUAACCAAAUGAUAUUAAUUGUCAAAUUUUAAGAUGUCGGCGAGUUUGAACUAUCGCCGUCAGCAGUACCCUUUUAAAAUUAAUGUCCCAAUAAUUACUAUGACCCUCAAUUUGAUUCGAAAUUUGUCAUAACUGAUAGUGCAUAAAAUUUAGAAUAAAAGCAUAAGUUUUUAGGAUAAAUAUAGGCCCGCAUUAAACUGAUUUAUUAAAAAGCCGAAUGUAAUUGUCACAAAUUGGAAUUGUGUCACUAAUUGAAUCAUACACCUUAUAUAAGCUAAUUUAGCUUAUACGUAUGUUUAUAUUGUUAGAACUUGCGCACAAAAAUUGUUGUAAUCAUUUCCGACAGAAUCGCAAACAUAUGUCAGAGACGUAGAUCAAUACACAAUGAUUAAUACAAGUGUUAGUGAUGUCUGUUGCACUAACAUUCACGUCAAUCAAUGCAUUAACUUGCAGCUGUGUCGGAAAAGGUUAUGACAGCUUAGACUCUAACAUAUUGAUAUAGAUAGUGCUCUCAACAUGCUAUCAUAUUUCCCUGUUGCCAAAUUUAAUACAACCAGUAGAGCGAAAUAUUCCCGACGUAUAUUAAUUAAAACUAUAAUAAAUUAACAACUAAAAGCGUUAAUUUAUUAAUUUUCAAUUUAUAUGAAAUUAAAUUCUAAUUUAUCAAAUACAAUAUCAAGUAAAUUUUAUAUACGUAUUUCUUUUCUUAUUAUUAGUAUUUAUAUCAAAUAGGAGUCUUCUAUAAUUUUUGUCACUUUCAAGAUAUUUUAUAAACUAAAAACGCGCGAUUACGUAUAAUAAUAUUUAUAAAUUUUAGUUCAUUAAUAUUGUCGCGAAAUUAUUUUUUAGCCAUAUUAUUAACAAAAUACUCAUUGGUUAAGUAAGGAAUGGCGCUAGAACCUUCUUUAACUGGGAAAAAAUGUCAAACAUUGUAGUGAUACCGCGCUUUUAUUCGCAGAUGUCGAUCGUGCCGCUCGUUUUUCGCGAUUGGUGGGAGGACUUCGAUCGUCCUAUGUCGCGGCUGAUGGAUCAGCACUUCGGCACCGGCCUCCGUCGUGACGACUUGAUAUCCGGUUUCACCGGCCUCGGUCUCAAUCGACCCUCCCUUCGUUCGGUUUUCGGGAACACGUACUACCGACCAUGGAGAAAUGUGACUCAUCAAAAUUCUAGUGGAUCUAGUACGAUCCAACUGGAGAAAGAUAAUUUCCAGGUGAUACUGGACGUGCAACAAUUCUCACCGGACGAGAUCACGGUGAAGACGGUCGACAACCAAGUUAUUGUCGAGGCCAAGCACGAGGAGAAGCAAGACGAGCACGGCUACGUCAGCAGACACUUCGUACGCAGAUACGUCCUGCCCUCAUCUCACGACCUCGUCAACGUCACCUCGACUCUCUCCUCGGAUGGUGUACUAACUAUCACGGCACCCAAAAAGAACGUGACGCCGAUUAACACGGAAAGAGUCAUCAGUGUUGUUCAAACAGGAAUGCCAGCUGCAAAGCCGGUUCCCGUCGAAACAACUACUACAACUAACAUCACUACCACUGAGUAAAGAAUUUAUCGUUCGAAACUCUCAUUCCGAUAUUCUUUUAUUUUUCUGAUUUAUAAUUUUAUCGAGGCAAUUUUGUAAAGCAAAGUGACUUUAUCAUAUUCAGGUAAAAUGUUUCUGUAAUACUUAUUAAUAAAAAUGCAAUUUUCUAGUAUGUAUACAUACAA